Cotesia glomerata is the source of this 2922-nucleotide messenger RNA. RefSeq names its product DNA polymerase theta-like. The transcript is spliced from 3 exons. The annotation marks the transcript as partial. NCBI's taxonomy places the organism in Eukaryota, Metazoa, Arthropoda, Insecta, Hymenoptera, Braconidae. Gene Ontology annotation, molecular function: ATP binding; nucleic acid binding. The record is from RefSeq and is a predicted model, not a curated record.
CAUAAAACAACUUGUAAAAUUUUCUAACCAACGAAACAUUGAGGUUAUAACAAGUAUUAAAUCCAUUACAAAUAUUUUCGGAGUAACAUUAUAAAUGGUUGGUUCAGAGUUGACAAGUGUUGAUCAACAAUAAAAUAUAAAAAAUACAUAAAUACGUAUUUGUCAAAAUGCAGUCGAUGGGUGACAGGACUCUAGCUGCUUUUUUGAGUGCAGAUUUAUCGAGUUUUACUAAUGUACAACCGAAAAAACAAUUUAAAAAAUCUUUUAGUGACAUGACAAAUAACUCGACUCACUCAAAAAAUAAUUCGACCAGCAAAAAAGAAGAUGAAACUGACCUAACGCAAUAUUUUAAAGACAGUAUUAUAUCAUUUUCAAGAAAUGUAACAAGUCCAAAAAAAUCAAAUAGUCCACGAAAACCUGGUACUCCGAAAAAGUUAAACAGUCCAAGAAAGCCUAGAAGCCCGAAGAAAAAUAAUACCCAAAAACCAGCUCUUGAUAUAAUUAUCGAAACCGUAAAACCAAAUCGAGUUAAAGAAAAUAAUAACUCGGAAAUUUUAUAUCCAACAGAUUCAAAAUGUUUUACCGAAACUGAAACUCCAGAUGGACUGGAAGAAAAAAAUGAACCAGAUUGUCUUAAUGUGAAAGAAGAUUUAAAUGAACCAGAACCUUUAAAAGAUCAAGAUGACUCGGAUACUGAUGAUAUUUUUAACAUGAGUUUGGAACUUACAAGAUCAAGAGGAGUUCGUAACUCGAGAAGCCAAAAGAUGUUCCGUAAAGCUAAUCAAUUAAUUUUAAAUGAUAAUGAAAAACCAAAGAAUGACGUUCAAGUAUCACUCUUACAACGGUUAAGUAAUCAAUUAAGUCAAGAUCAUAUAGAUGCAAAAAUAAGCCCGUCAAGCAGUCAAGUAUCAGUUAAAAGUAACGAUAGUAGUGAUAUAAAAUCUUUAAUAAAAUCACCGUCAAUUAUUUCAAGUCAAGAUCGUUUGAAAUUAGUUUACUGGGGUUUACCAUCAACUAUUUUACGUCAAUAUGAAUCUCGUGGAGUAGUAAUGGUACGAGAAAAAAUGUACUACUUUCAAGAAAUUUUAUCAGAAACUAGUAUUAAAGUUCAAGGUUUUAUGGGAGGUGUCCAUCCACAUGGAGGUUUUGCUGCAACUGAUUUAGCAGUUGCGACUAUUGAAAAAGCUAAUUCUUUAAUAAAUCAACUUAUGGAAGAAAAAGAAUUAAAAACUCUUGGUGCAGUUGUAAUUGAUGAGUUACAUCUACUUGGUGAUCCUCACCGAGGUUAUUUAUUGGAGUUAUUAUUGACCAAGUUAAAAUAUAUGACCUUAAAAGAAGAGCAUGUUCACAUCCAACUGAUAGGAAUGUCUGCAACACUUCCAAAUCUUAGUUUGUUAGCAAACUGGCUGGAUGCUGAGCUUUAUAACACCGAUUACCGACCAGUGCCACUGAAAGAACUUUGUAAAGUCGGUACUACAAUUUAUGACAAUCAAUUGAAUAUUUUAAGAGAAUUAAAUCCAUAUUCAGAACUUUCUAAUGAUCCAGAUAAUAUUAUCCAAUUAUGUUUAGAAACUGUUUUAGAUAGCCACAGUAUAUUGAUUUUUUGUCCAUCAAAAAACUGGUGUGAAAGUUUAGCAAAUCAAAUUGCCGCUGCAUUUUACAAAGUAGGAAGUCAGAAAUCCGAAUUAGCUGAUAAUUUACGUGGACAAUUAAGUAGAGAUGCAAUUAUGGAGAUACUUGAACAACUUAAACGUACUCCAGUUGGUUUGGAUAAAGUUUUGAAACAUACAGUGUCAUAUGGAGUAGCAUUUCAUCAUGCAGGGUUGACGAUGGACGAACGUGAUGUGAUUGAAGGUGCUUUUCGUACAGGAGCUCUGCGAGUCUUGACAGCAACGUCUACAUUAAGCAGCGGAGUUAAUUUACCAGCAAGAAGAGUAAUUAUUCGUACUCCGAUGUUUCACGGUAAAGUUAUUGAUACUCUGACUUAUAAACAAAUGAUUGGUAGAGCUGGACGAAUGGGUAAAGACACUGCUGGUGAAAGUAUUUUAGUUUGUAAGCCAAUUGAACGGAAUAUGGUGUCAAAUCUUCUAAAAUCUGACUUAAAACCUAUUGAAUCAUGUUUAGAAGGCUCUAGAUUAUUAGUUCGUGCUUUACUUGAAGCAGUGGCCAGUGAAGUUGCCUAUACAAUUACUGACAUUGAAGCCUACAUGAGUUGUACGCUUUUAAAAUUUACAAGUGAUACGAGUCUAGUGGAAGAAAUGACCAAAGAAGCUAUUGAUUUUUUAGUUAGUAAUGAAUUAUUACUGAUACAAAAAUCUGAUGGAGUACGUAGAUGGGUGGCUACUCCACUGGGAAAAGCUUGCUUAGCAGCUUCAGUACCACCAACAGAAGGAUUAUUUUUAUUUGAAGAGCUUCAAAAAGCUCGAAGAUGUUUUGUACUGGAUACAGAACUCCAUGUAAUUUAUCUAGUGACCCCAUUUAACUCAUCCAAUCAAAUCGGCCAAAUAGAUUGGUAUACGUAUUUAGAGUUAUGGAAAAAUAUUUCAGAGAGUGAGAGACGUGUUGGACAGCUUGUUGGAGUAAGUGAAACCUAUUUAUUGUCAGCUGUGAGAUGUCAACCGAAACAAACCAAGACAUUGGACAUUCACAAACGUUUUUUUACAGCUUUGGCACUUCAUGAUCUUGUCAGAGAAGUGCCUUUACAUAUUGUUUGCAGAAAGUAUGAUUGUGUGCGAGGUGUUAUUCAAAGUCUUCAACAGUCAUCUUCAACUUUUGCAGGAAUGGUCUCGCAGUUUUGUAAAAAGCUCGGGUGGAAUUGUAUUGAAUUGUUGGUCUCACAAUUCCAAACACGUCUACAGUUUGGAGUUUGUCGAGAAUUAUUGGAUCUUUUGCGACUACCAAUGUUAAAUGGAUUGAGAGCAA